This is a messenger RNA of Diabrotica balteata, 696 nucleotides long. NCBI's taxonomy places the organism in Eukaryota, Metazoa, Arthropoda, Insecta, Coleoptera, Chrysomelidae. The record is from the annotation of a GenBank genome assembly.
AUGAGCAGUCGAUUCCCGUUAAUCAGGGACUAUUAUCCUUCGAAAUCGCCUUUAUGUCCUGUGUCACCGGCAUCAGGACCGCCGCAUCCGCAGCCACACCAGCACCACCAACAACAUCAUCAUCAACAUCUCCCGCAGCAUCCCGAGCUCUGGAUCGGAGAAGAGACAAAGAGGGCGCUUCCGCCUCACGUCUACAAGUAUUAUCUAAACCGAACGCGUUGUUAUAGACGACAGAGUUUAAAGGUAUUGGCGCACACUCUUGCUAGCGCACUAACCGGCGAGAUUGAUCCUGUUGAUUCUAAUGCAGAACUUAUCGACCAACACGUCAAUACUAGUGUACCAACAAGUGAUACUGUUGAUUCUUUUGCCUCCUGUGUAGAACCAAGAACUCAAUUUGAUCUUGAUAAUAUACCCAGUACUUCUAGUAUCCUCACGUCAAAAAUGAUUCCUUCUGAACUUCUAGAACCUAUAUUACCCGUCCCUUCUCUCACGCAGAAAGUAACCGUUAAGAGAUGUUUGACGACUGUUUCAAAAGUAUUAAAUUCAGCUCAGAACAUUGCUGUUGUAAAAAGAAAGGCAGUUAAGCAAGCACUGAAAGAUAAACAAAAAAAGGAAAAGAAACAAGAUCAACUGAGAAAAAAAAUUGAAGCAAAAAAAAGUUUCUCAAACCAAAAACGGAACCAUCUGGCAAAGUGA